AUGAAUCUGACUGAACCUCCUGCCAAUGCAACGCUGCACCAAGCUUUGUCUGUAAUAAUCAAAGUGUGUAUGGUCAUCCCGUUCUUCUUACUCUUCCUUUGCUGCAUUAUUGUCAUUCUGCACAUUUUUGCCUCUUAUAGACAUUUACUGGACACCUCACGCUACAUCCUGUUUGCCCACAUGCUGGUCAAUGACACCCUGCAGCUCCUGACCUCUGUGCUGCUCUUUCUCUUAGUCAUGGGACAGGUGCAUUUUAUUUUUGUCUACUGUGCUCCUCUGUUAGUCUUAGCUACUGUCACUUUUAGGAAUACACCCUUAAUCCUGGCUGCCAUGUCAAUAGAGCGGUAUAUUGCUAUAAUCUAUCCCCUACAGCACCCAGCUGCAUGGCGGUCAGACCGGACCUGGGUUAUUAUGUUGUCUGUUUGGAUUACCAACAGCAUAAUUCUUGUUACCGACUUUUCCAUCGGGGAAAAGAAACCUGCAGAGGAUCUUUUUACUACACCUGUGCUCUGUAAACCUGCUGUCGUCAACUCAUCUCUCAUCCAGAGAGUGUUCUCAGCUGUCAUAGAUGUGCUCAUCUUUGCACUUGUUGCUGUCGUCAUCCUCUUCACCUACGUGAAAAUUCUGCUGGAAACCAGAAAGCUCAAACAGAACAGAAUAUCUGUCAGCAAAGCCAUGCACACUGUGCUGCUGCACGGCAUCCAGCUGCUGCUGUGCAUCCUGGCCUACACCCAACCCAUCACUCAAAGAUUAAUACUGCUCCAUGCCAACUGGUCGCCAGAGGAUAUUUCAUUUUUCAACUUCUUCUGCUUUAUCCUCAUUCCGCGCUUUCUCAGCCCGCUUAUCUAUGGCUUUCGGGAUCAGAGUCUCAUGAGUUAUGUGAGGAAAUCAGUCAGCUGCUGUUCAAACAGUGUCACACCUCACAUCAGAGGCACUCUGCAGAUCAGUACGACAAGUUCCACUGGCUGA
This is a messenger RNA of Thalassophryne amazonica, 969 nucleotides long. Its product is annotated as odorant receptor 131-2-like. Gene Ontology annotation, molecular function: G protein-coupled receptor activity. Gene Ontology annotation, biological process: G protein-coupled receptor signaling pathway. Gene Ontology annotation, cellular component: membrane. Bases 1 to 969 code for a protein of 322 amino acids. The record is from RefSeq and is a predicted model, not a curated record. Lineage: Eukaryota; Metazoa; Chordata; Actinopteri; Batrachoidiformes; Batrachoididae. The transcript has a single exon.